Molecule: messenger RNA, 4109 nt
Organism: Sinocyclocheilus grahami
Lineage: Eukaryota; Metazoa; Chordata; Actinopteri; Cypriniformes; Cyprinidae
Product: collagen alpha-1(IV) chain-like
Exons: 45
Coding region: 231-4109 (1292 amino acids)
Cellular component (GO): collagen trimer
Molecular function (GO): extracellular matrix structural constituent
Source: RefSeq, a predicted model, not a curated record
UUCUAAACAGGGUUGUGUCGGUGCGUAUUGAUGGGUGGUCGUGGUCCUGACAGGGGGUGUGGUGGGCUCUUCUACAAGACAUUACUUUCAACAACAGCCACAUAACGUUUAGAGCAAAGAUGCAGACAAACGUAUAGUUCAAGCUCGGGAAGAAGAGAGGCAAAAAUAGCUUGAAACGGGGAAGAAUCCGUCAGCAGCGAGUCCUUUUGGACAUUAUUCAUAGUGUGAAGAUGCGGCUUCCAUGCUUCACCGUUUUUCUUCUCACGGUCUCUUUGAGCAUAGACAAGGGUACAGCUAAGGGUGGAUGCUCGGGGUCUUCAUGUGGUGGAUGUGACUGCAGUGGUGUUAAAGGGGCGAAGGGUGAGGUUGGGCUCCCUGGUUUGAUGGGCCUUGUAGGAUUUCCUGGAUUGCCAGGGCCCGAGGGCCCCCCAGGGUCAAUGGGACCAACGGGAGAUACAGGGGAGUCAGGAGCUCCAGGACUUAAAGGAAACAGAGGCCCACCAGGUGUGGCUGGUUUCCCAGGACGUCCAGGUAUUCCUGGUCUUCCAGGUCUAGAAGGGGCACCAGGACCUCACGGAAUCCCAGGCUGCAAUGGAACAAAGGGGGAGCGUGGUUUUGAUGGAAUUCCAGGUGUUCUGGGGGUGCAGGGACCACCCGGUUUUCCAGGUUUGAAGGGAGUAAAGGGAGAUCCAGGUGGUGUUAUUGGAGUACCCAUCCCUCUAAAAGGAGACAGGGGCUUGCCAGGACAACCCGGUUCACCAGGACAACAAGGAAAUACUGGACAACAAGGGCCAAUCGGCCCACCUGGACCAAUGGGACCUCCUGGAAGGUCUGGUGAACCUGGCCAAAAGGGAGAGCAGGGUGACAAGCUGACAUUUAUUGGUGAGAAAGGACAAAAGGGAGAAGGAGGUUUAACUGGUCCCCCUGGUCCACCAGGCAGACCAGAGGAACAAGAAGGCACUGAGACAAUUUAUAUACCUGGACAACCGGGUGAAAGAGGCUCUAACGGAGAUAAAGGAGAAAAGGGUUUUUGUGCACCACAUCAAUAUGGAAUCAAAGGUGAACCAGGACCACCAGGACCAAUCGGGAAACCAGGGAAAGAUGGACAGAAUGGAGAAAAGGGGGAUCGGGGCUCAGCUGGUACUCCUGGCUUUGAUGGCUUUAAGGGUGACAGAGGAGACAGAGGACCACCAGGAUAUGGUGGUGGUCGUCCUGGCCCUCUUGGUCCUCCUGGCCCCACUGGAGCACAAGGAGAGACAGGUUAUCCAGGAGAGCGUGGAGAUCCUGGACCCCCAGGCAGGUAUAUUCCUGGUCCUCCUGGAUCUCCUGGCUUCCCUGGAGAGAUUGGCCAUAAGGGAGAUAAAGGAGCUGAUGGACUGUCUCUUGAAGGUUCAAGAGGAACUGAUGGACAACCUGGCCCCCCUGGACCACCAGGACCGAUCAAUGAAGAAUGUAAUAUCGAAAAAGGAGCUCAAGGCCGACCUGGACCUCCUGGGUUGCAAGGAGAAAUAGGACAGAAAGGUGAUCAAGGUGAAACAUGCACAGCGUGCACUGCUUUUGGGCUACCAGGUUUGCCUGGUGCUCCAGGGCCAAAGGGUCAGAAAGGUUUUCCUGGACUAGAGGGGACUAAAGGAGAGAAGGGUGUGACAGGACCUCCUGGGCCUCUUGGAAUUACUGGCCAAGAUGGCUCUCCGGGAUUAAUGGGUGCCCCUGGCGCUCACGGUGAGCCUGGUGAUGUCUUUGUGGCUCCAGGGCUGAAAGGAGAUAAGGGUUUACCUGGUACUACUGGAGACAGAGGAUUCGCUGGUGUUGAUGGGCUCCCAGGAAAAGAUGGUUGGCCAGGGCAACCUGGACCCAAGGGAGAGCCUGCUAGAUUUGGUAUUAAGGGAGAUCGUGGCCUGGAUGGAGAUCAUGGUCUACCCGGCCCUCUGGGUGAGAGAGGUCCCCCAGGUCUUCCAGGCAUAGGUCGGCCAGGUGAACCUGGUGAAAAAGGCUCAGCAGGUUUGACUGGUGCACCAGGAAGGCCAGGAUUACCAGGAGCCAAAGGUGAAGUUGGUAAAAAUAUAAGUUUACCUGGACCUCAGGGUGCCGAAGGACCUCGUGGAGAGACUGGCAGACCUGGUCUUCAAGGUGACAGGGGUCUUCCAGGUGAACAUGGAGUUCAAGGAUUCCCAGGAGACAAAGGUGACCCUGGACUGCCGAGAAUUGGCCUUCCUGGGCCCCCAGGGCCAAAAGGAUACUCUGGGAUUCCAGGUCCUGCUGGGAUUCCAGGAGAGCCUGGUCGAACAGGUCAGGAUGGCUUGCCGGGUCGUGCAGGGACAUCUGGGCAAAAAGGUGAACCUGGCAGGGGUCUUCCUGGUCCUAAAGGUGCCAUAGGUCAGACAGGAGUGCCAGGAUUUCCAGGGGAGAAGGGUAAUUCUGGAAUGCCAGGGGUUCCUGGAACUGAGGGACUUACUGGGCAACCUGGACUACAGGGAAUCAAAGGUAACCCUGGGCCACCUGGAGCUCGUGGUGCGGUGGGGCCGCCAGGUACUCUAGGGCUUGGAGAACCUGGACCACCUGGACCAAUGGGGCCACCUGGAGGCCCUGGACCCCUUGGUCAGAUCGGUAUAAAGGGUGAGAAAGGUUAUCAAGGCCAACCUGGUUUAGUCAUGCCUGGAGCUCCAGGAGACAGGGGUAGCCCUGGUUCAAUGGGGCCAAAAGGUAUUAAAGGUGUUGGUGGGUCACUGGGUCACCCUGGAUCUAAGGGUGUUGAUGGCACCAAAGGAGAUAAAGGAGAUCCUGGUGCAGCAGGAAUAGGAAUCCCCGGUCCCCCUGGAGUGAAAGGAAAUGUUGGCACCCCUGGUUUCCCUGGUGAACCUGGACAUAGGGGACAGAAGGGUACAAUGGGCAUCCCAGGAAGCCCUGGAAUUCAAGGACUUAAAGGAGACACAGGAUUGAUUGGUUACCAAGGCAGUCCAGGGAAACCAGGUGAGAAAGGUGUCAGCGGGUUGCCGGGGUCUACAGGAGAACCUGGGUUUCAAGGACGUCCAGGUGAGCCUGGUCUACAGGGUCCACCAGGUCUGCCUGGGGAGAAAGGAAAACCAGGGGUAGAUGGCAUUCCUGGAUUUAUUGGAGCGAGAGGAGAACCUGGUAUACCUGGCAUAGGAUUGACAGGAGCCCACGGAGAACCUGGCAGCAAAGGUGACACAGGCAACCCUGGUCUUCCUGGCAUUCCCGGCAGUCCAGGUAUUCCUGGAACCAAAGGUGAGAAGGGUCUGCCAGGACUCCAAGGGGGCCAAGGAUGGCCUGGAGAGAGAGGACUUCCAGGAGCAUCCAUGGAUGGGCCUAAAGGAGACAGGGGAGCUCAGGGACAGCUGGGAGAAAAAGGUGCGACUGGUGAUCCAGGCCCAGCUGGCACACCAGGCAGUGCUGGAGCUAAAGGAGAAAAUGGAGAUGUGGGCUUCCCUGGCCCACAAGGCUCUCAAGGGUAUAGAGGAGACAAAGGUUUCACUGGUGCUCCUGGUGAGCCUGGGUUGCCUGGUUAUAAUGGACCAAAGGGUGAGACGGGACCACAGGGUGUUCCUGGUUUCCCUGGUAUAAAGGGUGAGAGAGGAGUGAUCGGUUCGAGGGGUGACGGAGGUGACAGAGGAUUCCCAGGUCUCAAAGGUAGCGAAGGCCCUCCUGGACCCCCUGGGCCACACACAUUUAUAAAGGGAGAUCCUGGUCUUCCAGGACCUCAGGGUCCCACAGGUCUAGUUGGAUUCCAAGGCAUCCCUGGACAGAAAGGACAACAGGGUAUGAUGGGAACUCAGGGUAUAAAAGGAUCCGAUGGAACACCUGGCUAUAAUGGACAUCCUGGUGCCAAAGGAGAGUCUGGACAAACUGGACCCUCUGGCCCCAGAGGGUACUCUGGACCUCAAGGGCCUAGUGGUCUCCCAGGUCGCAUCGGCCCUCCUGGCCCUUCCUCAAUGGACCACGGCUUCCUUGUAACCCGCCACAGUCAGACUGUUGAUGUUCCAUUAUGUCCAGAGGGAACAACGCCAAUCUAUGAUGGAUAUUCGCUGCUUUAUGUCCAGGGGAACGAGAGGUCACAUGGACAAGACCUAGGUACAGCUGGUAGCUAUUAA